AUGAGCAUUUUGCAGAAGAUCGCAGAAAUUGAGGCCGAGGUUCGUUCCAUUUUCCCUUAUGAUCAGGUUUUUUGCGAGAGUUGGUAUUACCAACAGUUGCUUCGUCCGAUAUCCUUUUUCCUUCACGUGGCUGUCCGGUUAGACAGCCGGUUCAACCGUUGUUGCUAAUUGCAAAUCUAAAUACCCCUCUAUCAGCUUUAUUGUCAUAUGAUACCUUUUUACUUCAGCGCUCCGUAGGGAGCGGGGAUACUGUUUUGUGCGCGCAUUCCCCCCGUCGUUCCGCUUUGCACGCAUCUCCUCACCUGCCUUAGAACAUAUUUACUGCGUUACUUUUAGACGAGGCGGACAGAACAUGCUGAUGUUCCAGUGCUUAUAAGUUGCCUACUUUGUUUAGCCUACGUAUCCGCCCACAUCGAUCGUGUCCCUCCGACCUCAUGCCGUUUGAUCGGUGCUCUCAGUGAAUGUCGAACCCUGAUUAUUGACUUCAGUGUCAGACGGACAUUUAUUCCAACUUUUCUAAAACUCCCUUGCUCACUGCUAAGCAAGAGACCAAGAGAUGGUGCGUUGGCUCUCGAUUUGGUUAGUAAAUGACCUCCUAGGGCAUAUAAGUAAAACCUGUACUAUUAUAUCGAUAUAUUCUAGCACAGUCACCUUCAGGAAGUCCACACCCGCCCUGUUGUAUAAUGAUUAUUUCCAACAUUCAAAAUUAAUCUCAUCAUCUGGCAGGCGAGUGGUCUUUAUCGACAUCAACCCACUAGAUUCAUGCUUACUGUGGCUCAGUCACGGCAUCGGGGAUGGUGUUCCUGAAUAAGGUCUAUUUUUCGUCCGAGUAAGGCCACCUAUUGUCGCGAUUUUUACUGAAAGCAAAAAAUUCGAUGACGGCCUUUUGAAAGCCACUGAUUGUCGCCACAUCGACCAGCCAAUGUCGUCCGUUCCACUCCAUUCACUGAGCGUCGCAAUUGCAGUUUGUGUCCACAGGAAUGCAGUCAAUCAGUACGGCUGUCAUCCCGUGAUUUGAAUAUCAUGUCGAUCGAUGUUUUUUCGGAGGCUGAUACUUCCUGUUAGCCGCAACCAAGACGUCAGUCGUCACUCACUUCUGUGUAGUCUCCGGCAUCCGCCAGAGCUACAUCCACCCACCAACUCUAGUCAACUUCAGCGCGCACUGACUGACCACCGCGGUAUCGUUAGAUUGUUAUCCACAUAUCAGAGGCCUGUAGUACGACGUUGACGUCAUAGUGCGAGUGAUUUUCACCUCAGUAACGUGGUCCUGUCCCAGAUAGGCGCAAAAGACGACCGAAGUGGGCCUGGGAAUGGGCUCAUUUAAGACUUUAAUACCUGCCUCUGACUACGUGAUCCGACAUAGCUGCCCGGUCGGGGUCUACGGGUACAUUGUGCAAACUUUGGUCACACUUUCUUUAAGGCAGACAAAGUUAAAGUGUAGUCGAUCACGUGUGCUCGACCUUCACCCGAAUUCGUCUGAAUAGUGUGAUAUUAGUUAGAAGGCUAGACUGUAUCAUGCAAUUCUCCCGCCGAGAUACUCGUAUACUUCUAUUUGGUACGGCUAUGAUCAUGUCGGAUCUACCUGACCUCGCUGAUGUCUCGCAUUUUACCUCUCCACGUAUGACGAUCUGCGGCAGUGGAUCUAGACAGAUCGACGCAUUCUCUUCUCCAGCAGCGACGGCCGAACACCAAACGUCCAAGAGCCAUCACCAUUUCAUGACGAACUGCAUCGAGCCAGGUCUUGAGUCCACCUUUCCUUCGACGCCUCCAGGUGAGCAGCGGCUCCGGAUCAAAAGCAGUGACACUGAGCUCGUGAGGCGGACAACGAAGAACGUGCCCAAACCACAUCGGUCGUCUUUCUUGCAUGGCCUGAGAUAUCCACGCAAUGUUGUUGCAGCGAGUGUGAACUGCAUCGCUUGAGACGAAUUCCGUGUACUUCAUUCUAAGGAUGGUCCUCAAACAGCGGUUGUCAGAUGCCUCUAGUUUUCGCCGUUUUCCUACAAACAAAACCUCAGUAUUCACAACCGUAUAGGAGGACUGAUCGGACAGAUGAACGGUGCACACAAAUCUUCGUGGCGAUGAUGUCGCGCGGGUCUAUGAGCACUUUCUAAGGGUUGAAAAAACCCUGCAAGGAGCAUCGAUUUGGGAGACAAUGUCGUCCCUUCUCCAGCCUCGUCACGAGGUAUUUGAAACUGUUUACUUCUUCAAGUUGAUAAAAAUUAAUCCAGAGGGGUAAUUUCCUGGUCAAGGAUGCAGGUUGAAAAUAAUUCGGCCUUCCCAGCGGUUAUGGAUAAACUGGUCGAAGUAGUAUCUUACUUCACCCAUGACAUCGCAGACUGUAGAUCGCGAAAGCUCGAAGCUAGCAAGGCCAUAUCGUCAGCAUAGUCGAGAUCAGUCAGUCGGCAUUCGGGUGCUAACUCAACACCGUCAAAUCCAUGUAGGGCCCUUCCGAGAAUUCAGUCAGUGGAGUAGUUGAGCAAAAUGGGCAACUGGAUGCAACCUUGUCGAACACCAGAUCGGAUAUCGAACGGUUGGUACGAAUGGUUAUGAACCAGAACUCGCGCACUGGCGAUGAUUUCUGCCGGUACGUCGUCUACUCCAAUUAUCUUCCACAGGGGCAGACGAUGGACUCAAUGAAGUGCGAGGGCGAAGUCAACAAAGCAGUCGGCCGUCGGUCGCUGGUAGCCAUGAUGCAAUUCCAUAAUGUGCCUCAGUGUGAAUAUCUGGUCCAUCCUCAGCUCGGAAUCUGGUCAGGUUGGGCAUUAUCCUAGAGACACGUCCAGUUUGAAGUCGACUAAGAAACGCAACGGCGAAGACCAUCGCAGCAACGUCGAUGAGGCUUAUGCCGCGGCAGUUCUUUUGCUCCAUCCUGCGCCGCCUCUUGAGGACAGACAAAAAUGUCCUAGCCCAGCCAUUAGAAAAGAUCUUAUGCUUACCCAGCCACCUCAUGGAGCCAGGGUGCCAGAAUGUCGGCACAAGAAAUGUAGGUUUCAGCAGAGAUACCGUGCUCUCGGGGCGCUCUGUUGCUUCGCAGCCCGCCUACAUUAUCUGCGGCCACUCAUUCAGAAGGGGAGUCUCAUGACACUGGAUAGCCCGGAGAGGGAUAGAAUUCGACAGAGAGCGAGGGUGUGAUGGAUUGUUCACCAAAGUGAAGAAGGUGCUCGAAGUGCUCACACCAGCGAUCGAUCUUGACCGAGUUGUCAACAAUAAAGCCGCCAGUCACAUCUCGAGCGGAGUCACUAAAUGUCGAAGGCCAACUGCCAUCUCGCGGAUAAUUUGGCUGUUUCCGGAUGCCACUAACAUCUGAGGCCUGUUGCAUUUUUCAUCCCAACAUUUCCUCUGGUCACUCCUAGCCGACCUUGCUAUCAUUUUCCGGAGUUGGCGAAAGUAAACAUCGUUGCAGGACCUACCUCGAGCCGUUUGAUCGGGCAAUUUCAGAGUCUCUGUUAGUCCAGUCACCGCGUCACCGCUGGGCGAAUCCAAGAAUUUUCUCAGAUACCCCCAUAUACUGUUAACUCCAGUGAUAACCACUGGCCACUGCCUUCUCUGUUGACUCGCAUCGUAAGACGGGGUCGGAUUUCUCUGCUCUGAGCCUCUCCGGUGCUCGUAUGCCAAUGAAAAACAUGCUCCAUGCGCUUAUAUUCGAGUACCACUGGUAAUUGAGAUGGUUCUAUGUGCUGAAUCGACCCGACCUGCCUCCUACCCAUACAAUUUGUAUGUAUUAUGACUUUAAGAUCUUUAUUCCAGUGUUAGUAUGAUCCUGUGUCGUUGAAUACGUAAUUGAAGGCUAAUUUGGCUCGCUCGCGUGUUUCCAGAUUUGCUGCCGCGGAUCGUCACGCACGGAGAAGUACAGUCCGUGACAUCAUCUAGGCCGACUAGACCAGACAUAAUCCCAGCCGCACCAGAUACAAGUAACUAAGUGUCCGAGUAUUUACGCCCCCUUGCCAUAGGUUGCAGCGUUAGUUGCCCUUUGUUUCCAUCCGUGAACUUUGGCGACCACCAUUUGUCAACGCCUUCCAUUUUUGCUCAGCCGCUUUUGUUUCCACAAUGAAUGGCUAGCCUCUGUAGGAUGGGUGUUUAGGCGCAUGCGAGAGAACUCGGUUGUUUUCUCCCUUACUUCACACUUAUGAAAAGUAUGGUGUUCUAGAAUACUCGUCGGUGGAAUAGCCGAACGGCGAGCGGGUGGAACAAGUCUAGGGGUGGGGUUUAGAUAGACAGUGAUGCGACAUUACUGAAAGUCGUGGCCUCAGUUGUCGUAUACUAUAUAGAAAUGUCUAUUUGUCAUGUUGUGUGUUAAAACUGCAGACUCCACCUGAGUAUGCGCGGUCCGGACGUCGGUAGGUUGAGGUGACGUAACCUUUCGGGUUGGUUUGUUCCGAUCUUUGCUGGUGGGAUUGUUCUGAGAGAUGCUGUCGGUUCCAUGGAGAUUGAAACAAAACUCCACAAACAGGGAGGUCGGAGACCAGAAUAUGCAUCCCUAAGAAGGAUUUGGUUAACCCCAUCAUGAUGCAAUUUUUUUGCAUCUACCCAAGUAUCUUUAUGCAAUUAUAGUCGCCCUUAUGCACAAGAAAGUAUCUAAUCUAAAUUCAUUUUCAGAUGGCCAGAACCCAGAAAAAUAAGGCAACCAUGGGUCACAUCGGUCUUCUGAAGGCCCGGCUUGCGAAACUCCGACGCGAGCUGAUUGAACCCAAAGGCGGCGGUGGAGGCGGCGCAGGUGAAGGUUUUGAUGUGGCCAAAACUGGAGACGCUCGGGUCGGCUUUGUUGGCUUCCCCUCCGUAGGGAAGUCCACACUGCUGACGAACCUUGCAGGUGUCUACUCGGAAGUUGCUGCCUACGAAUUUACCACACUUACCACCGUUCCCGGUGUCAUUCGUUACAAGGGCGCCAAGAUACAACUGCUCGACCUUCCGGGUAUCAUUGAGGGUGCUAAGGACGGAAAAGGUCGAGGCAAACAGGUCAUUGCCGGUAGGCUUCCUCAUUUCCUCUGAGCAACCUUUAUUAAACCAUUAGUCGCACGCACCUGUUCCCUCAUUUUAAUGAUCCUGGACGUCCUAAAGCCCCUGCAGCAUAAGCGUCUGCUUGAGCACGAGUUGGAAGGCUUCGGUAUUCGAUUGAACAAGCAACCACCAAAUAUUUCCUUCAGGCGAAAGGACAAGGGUGGUAUCAACUUUCAGACUUUGGUAUGCGGGCUUCUCCUGCGAGCUUUACUUUCUAGGUUCCUCUGACUGAGCUGGACAAAGAGACGGUCAAGACGAUUUUGACUGAAUACAAAAUCCACAAUGCUGACAUCACCUUUAAGUGUGACGCCACCGCGGAGGACCUUAUUGAUAUUAUUGAAGGAAAUCGUGUUUAUAUCCCCUGUAUCUACGUUCUCAACAAGAUCGACCAGAUUACAAUUGAAGUAAGCACCAGACCCCCCUACCCUGAUUGUUGCCUAAUGAUAGGAAUUGGAUAUAAUUUGCAAGGUCCCGCAUUGCGUGCCUCUCUCAGCCCACCACAAGUGGAACUUUGACGACCUACUUGAAAUGAUGUGGGAGUAUCUCAGUCUCAUAAGGAUCUACACCAAACCCAAAGGACAACUACCAGACUACAGCUCACCUGUUAUUUUGAAGUCGUCUGCGCAUACUGUCGAGGACUUCUGCAACAAACUUCACAGGAACAUCAUAAAGGAGUUCAAAUAGUAAGUUACACAAUUCGGCUUACUAAUUUACAUUCAAGUAGUCAAGAUAAACCCAUGUAAUGUCUCUUGACGUUCCCCCUCCCAUUUAGUGCGAUCGUUUGGGGCGCAUCUGUGAAACAUCAGCCACAGAGAGUGGGUAAGGAUCAUAUUCUUAUGGACGAAGAUGUCGUGCAAAUUGUGAAAAAGUAAGUUGACCUUUUAUCUGCCCGUCCAAAUAAGUUGGUAUAUAAGGAAGCCUUUUUGUGAACCACAGGAAUUUUAUACGGUUUACGAAAUGCACAGUCGAAACUGUUUUUGUUUUUCUGCAGGAUCUAA
Spirometra erinaceieuropaei is the source of this 5996-nucleotide messenger RNA. NCBI's taxonomy places the organism in Eukaryota, Metazoa, Platyhelminthes, Cestoda, Diphyllobothriidea, Diphyllobothriidae. The record is from the annotation of a GenBank genome assembly.